GAGAGAGUGCCCCCUGGCGGUGAUCCUCCAGGCGGACUGCGGCGCGGGCCGGGCGGCGACCCCAGCCCCGCCGCCUGGCUUUCUUCCUGCUCGGGUGUCCCACCUGGGAAUUCGUUGCACCGCACAGCCGAACCCGAGUGUGUCAAUGGGUGUGUGUUGGAAUGAGGAUGGCGACGAGAAGAUCCCUCCCGGAAUAACUUAAUUUGGUACCUCAGCCAGCAUGGCAGCCUCUUUCCCACCCAUCUUGGGACUCAGUUCUACCCCAGGUGAAAUUCAGCACCCACAUAUUAAAUUUUCAGAAUGGAAAUUUAAGCUGUUCCGGGUGAGAUCCUUUGAAAAGACACCUGAAGAAGCUCAAAAGGAAAAGAAGGAUUCCUUUGAGGGGAAACCCUCUCUGGAGCAAUCUCCAGCAGUCCUGGACAAGGCUGAUGGUCAGAAGCCAGUCCCAACUCAGCCAUUGUUAAAAGCCCACCCUAAGUUUUCAAAGAAAUUUCACGACAACGGGAAAGCAAGAGGCAAAGCGAUCCAUCAAGCCAACCUUCGACAUCUCUGCCGCAUCUGUGGGAAUUCUUUUAGAACUGAUGAGCACAACAGGAGAUAUCCAGUCCAUGGUCCUGUGGAUGGUAAAACCCUAGGCCUUUUACGAAAGAAGGAAAAGAGAGCUACUUCCUGGCCGGACCUCAUUGCCAAGGUUUUCCGGAUCGAUGUGAAGGCAGAUGUUGACUCGAUCCACCCCACUGAGUUCUGCCAUAACUGCUGGAGCAUCAUGCACAGGAAGUUUAGCAGUGCCCCAUGUGAGGUUUACUUCCCGAGGAACGUGACCAUGGAGUGGCACCCCCACACACCAUCCUGUGACAUCUGCAACACUGCCUGUCGGGGACUCAAGAGGAAGAGUCUUCAGCCAAACUUGCAGCUCAGCAAAAAACUCAAAACUGUGCUUGACCAAGCAAGACGAGCCCGUCAGCGCAAGAGAAGAGCUCAGGCAAGGAUCAGCAGCAAGGAUGUCAUGAAGAAGAUCGCCAACUGCAGUAAGAUACAUCUUAGUACCAAGCUCCUUGCAGUGGACUUCCCGGAGCACUUUGUGAAAUCCAUCUCCUGCCAGAUCUGUGAACACAUUCUGGCAGACCCUGUGGAGACCAACUGUAAGCAUGUCUUUUGCCGGGUCUGCAUUCUCAGAUGCCUCAAAGUCAUGGGCAGCUAUUGUCCCUCUUGCCGAUAUCCAUGCUUCCCUACUGACCUGGAGAGUCCAGUGAAGUCCUUUCUGAGCAUCUUGAAUUCCCUGAUGGUGAAAUGUCCAGCAAAAGAGUGCAAUGAGGAGGUCAGUUUGGAAAAAUAUAAUCACCACAUCUCAAGUCACAAGGAAUCAAAAGAGACUUUUGUGCACAUUAAUAAAGGGGGCCGGCCCCGCCAACAUCUUCUGUCGCUGACUCGGAGAGCUCAGAAGCACCGGCUGAGGGAGCUCAAGCUGCAAGUCAAAGCCUUUGCUGACAAAGAAGAAGGUGGAGAUGUGAAGUCCGUGUGCAUGACCUUGUUCCUGCUGGCUCUGAGGGCGAGGAAUGAGCACAGGCAAGCUGAUGAGCUGGAGGCCAUCAUGCAGGGAAAGGGCUCUGGCCUGCAGCCAGCUGUUUGCUUGGCCAUCCGUGUCAACACCUUCCUCAGCUGCAGUCAGUACCACAAGAUGUACAGGACUGUGAAAGCCAUCACAGGGAGACAGAUUUUUCAGCCUUUGCAUGCCCUUCGGAAUGCUGAGAAGGUACUUCUGCCAGGCUACCACCACUUUGAGUGGCAGCCACCUCUGAAGAAUGUGUCUUCCAGCACUGAUGUUGGCAUUAUUGAUGGGCUGUCUGGACUAUCAUCCUCUGUGGAUGAUUACCCAGUGGACACCAUUGCAAAGAGGUUCCGCUAUGAUUCAGCUUUGGUGUCUGCUUUGAUGGACAUGGAAGAAGACAUCUUGGAAGGCAUGAGAUCCCAAGACCUUGAUGAUUACCUGAAUGGCCCCUUCACUGUGGUGGUGAAGGAGUCUUGUGAUGGAAUGGGAGACGUGAGUGAGAAGCAUGGGAGUGGGCCUGUAGUUCCAGAAAAGGCAGUCCGUUUUUCAUUCACAAUCAUGAAAAUUACUAUUGCCCACAGCUCUCAGAAUGUGAAAGUAUUUGAAGAAGCCAAACCUAACUCUGAACUGUGUUGCAAGCCAUUGUGCCUUAUGCUGGCAGAUGAGUCUGACCACGAGACGCUGACUGCCAUCCUGAGUCCUCUCAUUGCUGAGAGGGAGGCCAUGAAGAGCAGUGAAUUAAUGCUUGAGCUGGGAGGCAUUCUCCGGACUUUCAGGUUCAUCUUCAGGGGCACCGGCUAUGAUGAAAAACUUGUGCGGGAAGUGGAAGGCCUUGAGGCUUCUGGCUCAGUCUACAUUUGUACUCUUUGUGAUGCCACCCGUCUGGAAGCCUCUCAAAAUCUUGUCUUCCACUCUAUAACCAGAAGCCACGCUGAGAACCUGGAACGUUAUGAGGUCUGGCGUUCCAACCCUUACCAUGAGUCUGUGGAAGAACUGCGGGAUCGGGUGAAAGGGGUCUCAGCUAAACCUUUCAUUGAGACAGUCCCUUCCAUAGAUGCACUCCACUGUGACAUUGGCAAUGCAGCUGAGUUCUACAAGAUCUUCCAGCUAGAGAUAGGGGAAGUGUAUAAGAAUCCCAAUGCUUCCAAAGAGGAAAGGAAAAGGUGGCAGGCCACACUGGACAAGCAUCUCCGGAAGAAGAUGAACCUCAAACCAAUCAUGAGGAUGAAUGGCAACUUUGCCAGGAAGCUCAUGACCAAAGAGACUGUGGAUGCAGUUUGUGAGUUGAUUCCUUCUGAGGAGAGGCACGAGGCUCUGAGGGAGCUGAUGGAUCUUUACCUGAAGAUGAAACCAGUAUGGCGGUCAUCAUGCCCUGCUAAAGAGUGCCCAGAAUCCCUCUGCCAGUACAGUUUCAAUUCACAGCGUUUUGCUGAGCUCCUUUCUACGAAGUUCAAGUAUAGGUAUGAGGGAAAAAUCACCAAUUAUUUUCACAAAACCCUGGCACAUGUUCCUGAAAUUAUUGAGAGGGAUGGCUCCAUUGGGGCAUGGGCAAGUGAGGGAAAUGAGUCUGGUAACAAACUGUUUAGGCGCUUCCGGAAAAUGAAUGCCAGGCAGUCCAAAUGCUAUGAGAUGGAAGAUGUCCUGAAACACCACUGGUUGUACACCUCCAAAUACCUCCAGAAGUUUAUGAAUGCUCAUAAUGCAUUAAAAACCUCUGGGUUUACCAUGAACCCUCAGGCAAGCUUAGGGGACCCAUUAGGCAUAGAGGACUCUCUGGAAAGCCAAGAUUCAAUGGAAUUUUAAGUAGGGCAACCACUUAUGAGUUGGUUUUUGCAAUUGAGUUUCCCUCUGGGUUGCAUUGAGGGCUUCUCCUAGCACCCUUUACUGCUGUGUAUGGGGCUUCACCAUCCAAGAGGUGGUAGGUUGGAGUAAGAUGCUACAGAUGCUCUCAAGUCAGGAAUGGAAACUGAUGAGCUGAUUGCUUGAGCCUUUUAGUGAGUUCUGAAAAGCAACAGGAAAAAUCAGUUAUCCAAAAGCUCAAUAACUCAGAACAGGAGUAACUGCAGGGGACCAGAGAUGAGCAAAGAUCUGUGUGUGUUGGGGAGCUGUCAUGAAAAUCAAAGCCAAGGUUGUCAAAGAACAGCCAGUGAGGCCAGGAAAGAAAUUGGUCUUGUGGUUUUCAUUUUUUUCCCCCUUGAUUUAUUAUAUUUUGUAUUGAGAUAUGAUAAGUGCCUUCUAUUUCAUUUUUGAAUAAUUCUUCAUUUUUAUAAUUUUACAUACCUUGGCUUGCUAUAUAAGAUUCAAAAGAGCUUUUUAAAUUUUUCUAAUAAUAUCUUACAUUUGUACAGCAUGAUGACCUUUACAAAGUGCUCUCAAUGCAUUUACCCUUUCGUUAUAUAAAUAUCUUACAUCAGGACAACUUUGAGAAAAUCAGUCCUUUUUUAUGUUUAAAUUAUGUAUCUAUUGUAACCUUCAGAGUUUAGGAGGUCAUCUGCUGUCAUGGAUUUUUCAACAAUGAAUUUAGAAUACACCUGUUAGCUACAGUUAGUUAUUAAAUCUUCUGAUAAUAUAUGUUUACUUAGCUAUCAGAAGCCAAGUAUGAUUCUUUAUUUUUACUUUUUCAUUUCAAGUAAUUUAGAGUUUCCAAAUUUAGAGCUUCUGCAUACAAUCUUAAAGCCACAGAGGCUUGUAAAAAUAUAGGUUAGCUUGAUGUCUAAAAAUAUAUUUCAUGUCUUACUAAAACAUUUUGCCAGACUUUCUCCAAAUGAAACCUGAAUCAAUUUUUCUAAAUCUAGGUUUCAUAGAGUCCUCUCCUCUGCAAUGUGUUAUUCUUUCUAUAAUGAUCAGUUUACUUUCAGUGGAUUCAGAAUUGUGUAGCAGGAUAACCUUGUAUUUUUCCAUCCGCUAAGUUUAAAUGGAGUCCAAACGCAGUACAGCAGAAGAGUUAACAUUUACACAGUGCUUUUUACCACUGUGGAAUGUUUUCACACUCAUUUUUCCUUACAACAAUUCUGAGGAGUAGGUGUUGUUAUUAUCUCCAUUUGAUGGGGGUUUAAAUGAUUUGCUCAAAGUCAUUUAGGGGUAAUAAAUACUUGGCUUGGAAAUUUAACACAGUCCUUUUGUCUCCAAAGCCCCUCUUCUUUCCACCACAAAUUAAUCACUAUGUUUAUAAGGUAGUAUCAGAAUUUGUUUAGGAUUCACAACUAAUCACUAUAGCACAUGACCUUGGGAUUACAUUUUUAUGGGGCAGGGGUAAGCAAGUUUUUUAAUCAUUUGUGUGCUCUGGCUCUUUUGAUAGAAGAAAGCAACACAAAAGCUCCAAAGGGCCCCCUAACCCUCUUGUGGCUCCAGUUAUUUGGAAACUAUUAUCUGCAUCCUUAGGAAUUUGGGAUUUGCCAGUUGCUGGCAAUGUAGAGCAGGCAUGGAAUUUUAUAUGCUAGUGAGUCAUAAUGAUAUGUUAGUGUUAAUUAGUUUUUUCUUCCUUUGAUUUUAUUGGCCAUAAUUGCUACUCUUCAUACACAGUAUAUCAAAGAGCUUGAUAAUUUAGUUGUCAGAAGUGCAUCAGUGACAUUAUCUUUAAUUGUAUGUAUUUGGUGCUUCUUCAGGGAUUGAACUCAGUAUCUUUCAUUAAAAAAUACAGCAGUUUUCCUUGCUUUUUAUAUGCAGAAUAUCAAAGUCAUUUCUAAUUUAGUUGUCAAAAACAUAUACAUAUUUUAACAUUAGUUUUUUUGAAAACUCUUGGUUUUGUUGUUUUGGAAAUGAAUGGGCCACUAAGCCACCCUUUCCCUUCAUCCUGCUUAAUCCUUCCAGCAUGUCUCUGCACUAAUAAACAGCUAAAUUCACAUAAUCAUCCUAUUUACUGAAGCAUGGUCAUGCUGGUUUAUAGAUUUUUUUACCCAUUUCUACUCUUUUACUCUAUUGGUGGCACUGUAAAUACUUUCCAGUAUGAAAUUAUCCUUUUCUAACACUGUAGGAACUAUUUUGAAUGCAUGUGACUAAGAGCAUGAUUUAUAGCGCAACCUUUCCAAUAAUCCCUUAAUCAGAUCACAUUUUGAUAAACCCUGGGAACAUCCGGCUGCAGGAAUUUCAAUAUGUAGAAACGGUGCCUAUGGUUUUUUGCCCUUACUGUUGAGAUUGCAAUAUCCUAGACCCUAGUUUUAUACUAGAGUUUUAUUUUUAGAAAUGCCUAUUGCAAGUGCAAUUACAUACUCCAGGGAAAUUCACCACACUGAAUCGAGCAUUUGUGUGUGUAUGUGUGAAGUAUAUACUGGGACUUCAGAAGUGCAAUGUAUUUUUCUCCUGUGAAACCUGAUUCUACAAGUUUUCCUGCCAAGCCACUCAGGUGCAUUGCAGGGACCAGUGAUAAUGGCUGAUGAAAAUUGCUGAUUGGUGGGUGAGGUCAAAAGGAACCUUGGGAUUAAUAAACAUGAACUGAGAAGCAAGAGGAGGAGAAAAAGAUGUCUUUUUCUCCCAGGUGAAAUGGAAUUUAGUUUUGCCUCAGAUUUUUUUCCCACAAGAUAUAGAAGAAGAUAAAGAUUUUUUUGGUUGAGAGUGUGGGUCUUGCAUUACAUCAAACGGAGUUCAAAUUCCACACAGAUAAGGGGCAGGAUAUAUAAGCGCCAGUGGUAGUUGGGAGGAAUAAACCAUUAUUUGGAUGCAGGUGGUUUUUGAUUGCAGAUAUGUGUGUGUCUUCAGUGAUUGUAUGACAGAUGAUGUAUUCUUUUGAUGUUAAAAGAUUUUAAGUAAGAGUAGAUACAUUGUACCCAUUUUACAUUUUCUUAUUUUAACUACAGUAAUCUACAUAAAUAUACCUCAGAAAUCAUUUUUGGUGAUUAUUUUUUGUUUUGUAGAAUUGCACUUCAGUUUAUUUUCUUACAAAUAACCUUACAUUUUGUUUAAUGGCUUCCAAGAGUCUUUUAUUUUCUAUUUCAGAGAAAAUUCAGGUACCAGGAUGCAAUGGAUUUAUUUGAUGCAGGGGACCUGUAUUUCCAUGUCAAAUGUUUUCAAAUAAAAUGAAAUAUGAGUUUCAAUACUUUUUAUAUUUUAAUAUUUCCAUUCAUUAAUAUUAUGGUUAUUGUCAGCAAUUUUAUGUUUGAAUAUUUGAAAUAAAAGUUUAAGAUUUGAAAA
Molecule: messenger RNA, 6676 nt
Organism: Gorilla gorilla gorilla (western lowland gorilla)
Lineage: Eukaryota; Metazoa; Chordata; Mammalia; Primates; Hominidae
Gene: RAG1
Product: recombination activating 1
Exons: 2
Coding region: 221-3352 (1043 amino acids)
Biological process (GO): pre-B cell allelic exclusion; adaptive immune response; V(D)J recombination
Cellular component (GO): DNA recombinase complex; nucleus; endodeoxyribonuclease complex
Molecular function (GO): ubiquitin protein ligase activity; double-stranded DNA endonuclease activity; metal ion binding
Source: RefSeq, a predicted model, not a curated record